Messenger RNA from Lytechinus variegatus (green sea urchin), 3764 nucleotides. It is a transcript of the gene aopep, whose product is annotated as aminopeptidase O-like. Lineage: Eukaryota; Metazoa; Echinodermata; Echinoidea; Temnopleuroida; Toxopneustidae. The record is from RefSeq and is a predicted model, not a curated record. Gene Ontology annotation, molecular function: zinc ion binding; metalloaminopeptidase activity. Gene Ontology annotation, cellular component: nucleolus. The transcript has 12 exons. The coding region runs from base 126 to 3032 and encodes 968 amino acids.
CACCACUCGGAAACUGGUGGAUCUUGGACAUGACUGGAGUGCGAAGACUUUGCCUGGGUAGUCCAAUCACGUAUAUCUACUUCCAGAUGUUGAACAUUUGAUUCGUGGACAUUUAAUAAAGUACAAUGUGGAACUUUGACCCUGGUGGGAUGGAGGCAACUUCAAAUGACUUGCCCUUGAUGUCAAACAUUGAUGAUAUAAGGGUCAGGCAUUACCUUCUAAAUCUCAAGGUCAACUUCAAUGACAGGGUCUUCACUGGAUGUACAACUCUCUUCCUAGAACAGCCAGCUUCCUCUAAGAUGUGUACAUCAAGUCUGCAAAGACAAGAUGAUGACCUGUCUCAUUCAUAUUCAUCUUCUGAAGAUGUUGAUGAGAAAUUAUCUUCUGCAAAGGAUGCUAGGUCUACCAGGGGUCCUGCUUGUCAAGAACCUCUGGGAAGUUACAAUAUUUUAAGGACCAAAUCACGCUCUGUGUCUACAUGUAAUUUUGAAGAUAUUGGUGCAGGCUCUGUACAUGUAGAUUCUACAGAGGUAACUGGAUUUAUUUUGCCAACUUUGGGUCUUGACAAGAAUUUGACAGUUUCUAAUGAGGACUCUGAUGAAAUUGACCCUGCCAAUACAUGUACUAGCGUCAAUCCACAACUAAUGGAAAGCACAAAAAUAUUGAAGGACAGUGCAUCUUCAGAUAGUAAACCAUGCAAUGAUAGGCCAUGCAAGGUUCUUGAUUCUUUUACCAGUCUAAAUGAAGAAACUAGAUGUUCUUCUCCAUGUCUAAGGGGACAGGAUGCCAAACAAAUGAUCAACAUCAGUCCUGAACAAAGUUCAUCGCAUUUGUCUCAUUUUGAUGAUAAUGACUUUGUCUUGACACUUGAUUGUUGUGAUAUUGACAUUCAUGCAGUGGAAGAAAUAAUUAUAGAUGAAAAAAAGUUUGGACUAAAUCCUAUGAAUACAACGUCCUCAGAACAAUUGGUAGUUGAAACUCAGGACUUGCCUUUGGAAAAUGAAAGGGAAUUUUCUUCGGAUACUGGAAGGGAACCAGCUAAAAACUCAAAUGGAACUGCUGGGAAUUCCCUCACAGAAAAUUUGUGUUAUACUCCAAACGAAUACAGCGUCAGAAGAGAACGAUUUUUGACAUGUCAAUCAAUGCAGAGGAUUUCUCUUGAAUUUAAAGUGGAACCUUGGAGCCUCAAAAUUUGGAAAAGAGGGGUGAAGAAACCAGAUGACUUUCCUGCAGCUGUAUGUAUAACCUACAGAACCCGACCUUCUGGAAGGUCAUUAACUUGGGCUGUUGAUCAAGAUGGUAGGUCAUGUGUAUUUACCCAAGGAGCAUGGAUCAACAACCGAUCUCUUUUUCCAUGCCAGGAACCCCCUGGUGCUAUGGCAACCUGGCAAGCUAUCAUCCAUGCUCCAGAAGAUUGUAUGGUUAUCAUGAGCGGAGAUGAGGAAGGUUAUGUGUUACAGAAGAAACAAGGGAUGGUGUCCACUCUCCACUUUACAGAUAUGAUGCAACCCAGCUCUAUAGUUACUCUUGCCAUUGGAGAUUGGAGAUGUUACAAUGUACCAGUCCCACAAGAUGUAGAUGAAUGGAGAUCAAAGCAUUUGUUUUCACUAGAAGGAAGAAAAGUUGAAAAUGAAGGGAAGAUUCAUCAAGAAAGAUGCAAUCAUGACGAUUGGCCAUGUCGUAUAGGAUGUUACAACCAACCAAUUAUUCCAUCCCGUAUCAUAGCCCCACCCUUACUCUAUGAAGCUGCUGUAAAAGAGUUUGCCUCCUAUUUACCAAAGUGUCUGUAUGCUGUCUUCAGAAUCCUUGGACCACAUCCAUUUUCACGUCUUGAUCUGCUGAUCUUACCUCGCUGCUUUGCAAGUCUUGGAUUGGCUAGCCCAAGUCUGAUCUUCCUCUCUCAAACCCUGUUGUCUGGUGAUGGAAGCUUACUUCCUCGUCUCGCUCAUGAAAUCAGUCAUUCAUGGUUUGGUAUCCUGAUCGGAGCUCGUGAUUGGACAGAAGAGUGGUUGAGUGAAGGAUUUGCAACAUUCAUGGAGGACCCAAUUCAUGCACUCACAGAGAAUUGGUCAUGGAAUGAGUACAAGGACUACUCCAAUCUCAAGGCCCUCCUUAGGUACCAAGCAUUGAAAGGAGAGAUAGAGAACACAGAAUCAGAACUACAAAUCCUUAGACCUAUGACAGAUGGACCAGGAACUAGUCAGGGAAGUGAUGUUGGAUUUGUUAAGAAUGGUCUAAAUCCAGACAAGUGGUUUCUGCAGGUGCAUUAUUUGAAGGGAUAUUUUCUCUUACAUCACAUAACUAGGCAUCUGACCAUGGAGAAAACCCUCUGCUUCAUUAAUCAUUAUGUGAUGCGUUACCAUGGAAACUUGGUCCUGUCAAAAGACAUAUUCAGCCUCUUGUUUGAAGAGUACCCUGAGUUAAAACAUAGAGGCAUCACCAUGGAAACUAUCUAUUCAGAGUGGUUGGAUAAACCAGGAAUGCCAGAUGAGUUGGAUCCACAGAUUUACCAGCAUGACAAUACUCUGGUUUCUAAUGUACUCUCUGAGGUUGAAAGAUGGAAAUCUUAUAACAAGUUUCAUCAGAAAUCCAAGAAGACAAAAAAGAAGAAGAGAAGAAGAGUGAUGUCUCCUUUGUUUCAAAAUAAUCCUGCUUUAAAGCUUACUCCAGAUCAGCUGAUCCUCCUCUUAGAAGGAAUGUUAGAUGUGGAAACCAUGGCAAGAGAAACUCUGGUUGAUCUUGAUACAACCUACUGUCUCAAAGAUCAGAAUGCAGAGGUACGACAUCGUUGGUGUGAGCUAGUCAUCAAACACAAGCUUACUAAGUCAUAUCCUGAUGUCCGUCUCUUCUUGAAAGAAGAACAGGCAAUGGGUGUCUUUCUUUAUGGGGAGAUGAUGGCGUCAGAAGAUUUACUACAACAGGAGUUAGCAAGGGAGUGCUUUAAAUCUGUUGCCAUGGAGAUAGAUAGAGGAUGCUACAGAACAGUCCAUGAGAUGGUUUAUGGAAAGCCAGCAGAGAGAGAUGAUGGUUGAUUCACUUGGCACUGGAUUAAGACAGAUAGACACUGCUACAGAACAGUCCAUGAGAUGGUUUAUGGAAAGCCAGCAGAGAGAGACGAUGGUUGAUUCACUUGGCACUGGAUUAAGACAGAUAGACACCGCUACAGAACAGUCCAUGAGAUGGUUUAUGGAAAGCCAGCAGAGAGGGACGAUGGUUGAUUCACUUGGCACUGGAUUAAGACAGAUAGACACUGCUACAGAACAGUCCAUGAGAUGGUUUAUGGAAAGCCAGCAGAGAGAGACGAUGGUUGAUUCACUUGGCACUGGAUUAAGACAGAUAGACACCGCUACAGAACAGUCCAUGAGAUGGUUUAUGGAAAGCCAGCAGAGAGAGACGAUGGUUGAUUCACUUGGCAUUGGAUUGAGUGAAAUAGAUAAAAGUUGGAACAGGACAAGAAAGUCAGUAAAGAUAAAUUAUUGUAGAUUUCCAAGUUUGGAUGGUAUAGGAUAUGAUGAGAUGAAAAAAAAGUAAGAGAUUUGAAAGAAAAAUGAUCGCAUUCUCUUGGCACGAACCAGAGACAAAUAAACUGUGGAUUCUACAGGAAUGACCUUGACAAAAUUUGGAUAGAGUCAGCAAAGGCAGAUGAUUGAAGAUUUUCAUGGCAGUGGCCUGUUAUAGGCAGAUGCAUGUGUAGGUAAACAGUACUACAGGACUUUUCUUAAGAUGCUUAACCCUAUCUAGGCCCGGGGGGGGGGGGGGCUCGA